This is a messenger RNA of Phragmites australis (common reed), 946 nucleotides long. RefSeq lists its product as uncharacterized. Bases 135 to 671 code for a protein of 178 amino acids. The transcript has a single exon. The record is from RefSeq and is a predicted model, not a curated record. Lineage: Eukaryota; Viridiplantae; Streptophyta; Magnoliopsida; Poales; Poaceae.
GCUAGCAAACCGACGGGCCUUGCGGUGAGCAGCGAAAGCUUAGCGAGCGAGCAUCCGCAAAGCCCACAAAUUUGCUUAGCGGCCACCGGCCAGAGCGGUGGUGGGCGGGCUGUCCGCAGCCCCGCGCUCGCACGAUGCUCGAUCCCCAACUCCGGGGAUCCCCACGCUUCUCCCUCCCCCACCCCUUCUCCACCGUCAUUACCGCCGCUCACGGCCGCCGCCGCCGCGCGAAGCCCAAGCCCAUCGCAUUCCCUCCGCCGCCCCUCCGCCGCCUCGUCUCCUCCUCCCUGCGCCGCCUCCUGCCUCGGCCGCGCCCCCUCACUCUCCUCCUCGGCGGCGGCGGCGGCGGAUGGUUCAGGCUGGGUAGGAGGAGGAAUAUACCGGCCGAGGAGCUCGCCGCGCUCGCGCUCUCCUUGGCGCUCGGUGGCGACAGGCUCGCGGGGCUCGCGGAGGCCUGGAACGCGUCGGGCCUGGGCCAGGCGCUCGGCGUCUGGGCGGCGGUGUGGAGGAGAGGGCGGAGCAGGCGAGGAGGCGGGCUCCGGCGGCUCGCGGCGUUCCUGCUCGGGGUCGCGUUCUGCGCGCUCGUCUGCCGUCUGAGGGGCGCGGCGUUCUUGGAAGGGCUCCAGAAGACCGGCGGCGGCCGGAAACUAGUGCGGAUUCUGCUGCGUUGAUUGGUUUCUUGUUCGUCUUCUUGAGAUGCAUUUCCACAAAUUAGAAUCGAGCAUCAGAGUUUUAGGUUUCCUUCAUGCGGAUGGAUCGUGUUCUUGGGGUGUCGGUAUGAGAUGUAGAAUUGUAGCUACGAUUUGAUCGUUCCUAUUCGUCGAUUCGACUUGUUGCGGUUCUUGUUAUCUUCUCGGUUCCUGAGUUGCUGGUUGGAGUUUACUACAGGUGGUUUGUAGCUGCUUCUUCUUGCGACAGAGCUAGCUGCUGAAUGACGAAAUGACAG